AUGCCAUGGCUCGCCGAUUUGAAUGGAUUCCGUGAAGAGUUCUGGGCGAAAAUGUAUCUGAAUCGAAGCACUUUUCCUGCACCCGAGAGCUUGGAAGACUUAGUCGAGUCAGAAGUGGAUAAACUAGGUAGCCUAAAGCAUGGGAAGGUUUUAGUCUGUUUAACGGACCACAGUGAGCCACGUGUCUAUGGAGGAUUCUUUCUAAAACCGGGUGUGGAACUGCAGUUGCCAAUAAAUGUCUCGUUUGAUGACGUAGAGCAAGCACGACGAUUGGCGAACAACAUUGAAGUCGACCUGGGUCUGGCUAGAAAUCGGCGGAAAAUCGAAGUGAAUUCAAAGAUCGGUGAUGAGUUGAUAUCUCGGAUGAUGCUAUCAGAUUUGGCGAAGAAGUUCGUAGUGCAACGUCAACUUCAAAUAGCCAAGAAUGGUAGUCUAUUUUCCGCCCCUAUUUUUGCUUGGGUGGGAAUAUUUGGUCUCUCAAAAGUCGUUGGAAUUGCUCUUGCAGCAGUUAUUGGUGUUGCUGUUAAUAGUUUGGCUUUUAGUCGUUUUUAUCGUUCAUACAACGCUUACAGAACCAAGUGGGCUGAUGAGAGAGCUGUUGACCUAGGUACGGAUUAUCUACAAGGAGCUCGUGAAUAUUUCAACUCAACAAUGAAGUUUAACAGGUUAUUACGAGUAGUUCUAGGAGUGGAAGGUGAGAAGAAUAUUUCAAGGGAUGGAGAUCGAAAAAAAUGGAACGAGAUCGCGACGACGUUCUUGCAAACGAAAACCGGUCGGCGAGUGCGUAUAGCACUGCUUGGUCUAACUGUUAUAACUUAUCCGGUGGCUUCUGUGCUAACUAAUGGUCCAUUCGUGGAUUACAGUUUUCCCUGGAGAUAUUCGGUAGAUCAACUCCCGGAAAGGUUACAGGUAAUAGCAGACCAGGAGUAUGCACGAUUUCUGGAAGCAGAAACACGGGUCCCAAAGGAUGCUGUUGUAACACAUCACAUAGGAAAAUCUAUUGGCCAGUACGAGACGUUAGCUGCUGGUUCUUUGGGUGUUCGAACUGGAUUGCAUUUAGCUAUUCCCUUCCAUGUUAGAUUCAAGAAUGUUGAGGAGGCUCUGGAGUACUUUCGAAAGAAGGAUGUUCGCCACAUUGAAGCCCUUGGAGUUAAAGUACCGGUUAAAUGGGACACAACGGAAGGAAAGGAAUUGGCAUCCGCUUUUGUGCUGUCGGAUGAUGCUCUUCGUUUCGUAUUUCUACGAGAUUUGUUUGCACAUGAUGGUUAUUCUGCUUUAGCUGAACGAAGUAUAUCAUGGUCAACAUGGACUACAUUUACAAGUAUAUUUACGUACUGGUUGCAUAAUUCUUCUAAAAUGCUUGGGGGAACUGCGGUAUCAUUUGUAUCAUUGUACAUAUUCUUCGUUUCUGUCGCCUGGUUUGCCAACAGGCAGUGGGACUAUCUAUAUAGAUACGUAACAGAUGUCCAUGCUGACAGUGUCGCUGCUCGUUCCUCUUUCAAUCAUUGUGAAGGUGGUAAGGAAUGGUACUGGAAGCAGUUGAAGCAGUUUAGAAUUAUGCGCGACAUUUCUUAUGAUUUAAAGACUCGAGUCACAGCUUCUGGUGACAUCAAAGGAAUCCCGACUCCCAUAAUAGUUAGAUUUGAUCACCUUAAGGAUUUAAACAAAGAAGACGACGAUCUCAAGCAAGUUGUUGCUGGAGACGACUGA
Angiostrongylus costaricensis is the source of this 1710-nucleotide messenger RNA. The record is from the annotation of a GenBank genome assembly. NCBI's taxonomy places the organism in Eukaryota, Metazoa, Nematoda, Chromadorea, Rhabditida, Metastrongylidae.